UACACAUACCGCAUAUAUGAUACAGGUAAAUAAAAUAGGUCAAGUUCAUCCGUUUUAGCAACCUGUACACAAGUUAACGAGCGUUAUCCGUAACUUCUUUUAUAUAUUACCACAUACAAUGUCAGCCUUUUCUGAGCGCAUGAAUCAUAUUAAGAAGGAGACAUUUGUGGCUAUGGGUAUUUCUGUGGGAAUACGACUGCGCCUAUUCGACGCCAUGGCGGAGAUGGACCGGCCGGUCACAGCGACAGAAUUGGCGACGAAAACGACAUGUAAAGAGAGAUAUAUUCAACAGUGGCUAGGUUUCAUGGCGUGCAGCGAUAUUAUAAACUUCGAAGAAGAUGACUCCGGAGAAGAGAAGUUUUCCAUUCCAAACGACCGAUUGCCUCACCUCUCUACUGACACUGGAGAUUCGAACGCGAUGUGGAUGUACGGGCUGCCUAUCCUCACUGGUGUUCAGUGCCAACUGGAGAGUUGCUUCCAAAAGGAGGGACCAAACGGCAUACCACACGAAUCAUAUGGCGGAUUUAACGAGUUCCUCGACCUAUAUGGCAGAUAUGGAUAUGCUGAAAAGCUGAUAGAAAAUACUCUGAUGGAGGUGCCUGAUGUAGCAAAACAAUUAGAACAGGGUAUAUUGAUGUGUGAAAUUGGGUGCGGCACGGGAUUUCUACUCCAGACGAUGGCUAAAAAAUACCCCAGGAGUCAAUUCCUUGGCCUUGACAUUGCAGCUCGUGCCAUUGAUUCCGCCAACAAAGAAGCCAGAGAAAACGGGAUAAAAAAUGUGCAGUUUGAAGUCCAUGACGCGCACAAGCUCCCCUCUGACUGGACAGAAAAGUAUAAUUACGUUUUCCUGACAGAUGUCAUCCAUGACGUGCCCGAUCCGACAAAAGUUUUGCAAGAAAUAAAGCGCGUCUUGAAACCUGCUGGCACUGCUUCAAUUCAAGAUUUUCCAUUACGCCGCAGAGUUGCAGAUAAUCUCAAGUCCCCUAGUGCCAACACUGGUUAUUUAGUUGGUAUGUUCUACUGUAUCCCCGCCUGUAUGAACUACGGCGGACCCGGGUAUGGACCCGCGUGGGGAGUAGAGAAUUGGGUUGAAGUUAUGAAAGACGCGGGUUUUAACGUAAAACUCUGUAUGGAGAACAGUGCUCACUUCGUAUGCUCUAAGUGAAUGAAUAUUUCACUGAGAAAGACAUUUUUAACAUUUAACUUCCAAUGUCAAUGUGAUUUCAUUAUUGUGUGCUGUAGCCUAUUUGUACACCAACGAGCUUAAUUUCUUGCUUCCUACGCUGAAUUUAUUCACGAUUGGGAUAAGAUCCUCUGCCCUGUCUCAGAUUUUAAAAUAUUUCAAAGGAAAGCCUUCGAAAUUUCGAAAAUAUGUCCUGGGGUACAAAAGUUGGAUCGAGGAAGCCCAAGUAGUGUCAACACUGGUUAUUUAGUGAGCAUGUUCUACUGCAUCCUCGCCUGUAUGGACUACCUGCGUUACCCUCUACCAU
This is a messenger RNA of Lingula anatina, 1490 nucleotides long. RefSeq lists its product as uncharacterized. The record is from RefSeq and is a predicted model, not a curated record. NCBI's taxonomy places the organism in Eukaryota, Metazoa, Brachiopoda, Lingulata, Lingulida, Lingulidae.